Messenger RNA from Nymphalis io (European peacock), 2267 nucleotides. Its product is annotated as ecto-NOX disulfide-thiol exchanger 2-like. NCBI's taxonomy places the organism in Eukaryota, Metazoa, Arthropoda, Insecta, Lepidoptera, Nymphalidae. Gene Ontology annotation, molecular function: protein-disulfide reductase activity; RNA binding. Gene Ontology annotation, biological process: ultradian rhythm. Gene Ontology annotation, cellular component: external side of plasma membrane; plasma membrane. The transcript has 9 exons. The coding region runs from base 206 to 2257 and encodes 683 amino acids. The record is from RefSeq and is a predicted model, not a curated record.
CUCUGCUGUGCUCUGUCUGAACUGCUUUGAGUCAAAGUGCCAAAUACUAAUAGAAUGAAAGAGUGAAGUCUAGCCUAUACUCUGUGUAGUACGUAGUGAUUGAAUACUCUUUGAUAAAGAAAAAUAAUAUUAAUAUUACGUUGUUUUUUAUACUUAUUGUGUAUGACUUUAUGGAAAUUUUUAAUGUCAUUUUUUAAUUAUUAAAAUGAAUUCUUGGAGUCAUGACAGUUAUAACACUGAGAUGAAUCAAAUAAUACCCCCGUUAGUACCUCCAAUGUGUUUAAUGCCUCAUAACAUGAACAUUCCUCCAAUGAACCCAUCACCGAACGCACAUGUGCCCUUCAUAGGACCUGUAGAUAUGAACAUCGAGAACGAAGAAUUGACUAAUGACUCAAACAGUCAUGGUCAAGAUGUUCAAACAAAUCAAUCAGUCGAUGUAUCGAGUACACAGAAUCCAAAGAGGCGGUCUCGUGAACAUUCCAGUUAUAACAGCCGUCGUGAUAAAGAUAGAAGCGCUUCAGGGAGACGGCGAUCAAGAUCACGGGAGCGUCGUGACAGAUACGGCAGAAACGAUAGGAAUGAUAGAAAUAGACAUGAUAGACAUAGAAAUGAUGACAGAGAUAGACAAUCAAAGUGGGAAAAUACUGAUGCUGGUGAAGGACAAGGUGUAAUACUCGGGAAUAACAUGGGAAAUGUGAAUAUGGGAAUAAUGCCAGGUAUGAAUAUGAUGCAGUAUCCUAAUAUGAUAAAUAAUAUGAUGGGACAGCAAUCGAUAGAUGGAUCUCAGAUGCAAAUGGUCUCAAACAUGAAUAUGAUGGGCAGCAUGAUGCCUAACAUGAUGGACCAGAAUAUGAUGAUGAUGAAUCAGCAGAUGAUGCCUGCGAUGAUGGCUAAUCAACAAAUGUUUAUUAGCAAAGGUGUGCUAUUGCCUCCUAUACCUGGUGUUUCAUUACGACAAAGACGUGAUAAACCUAAAGGGUGUCGUACGAUUUUCGUGGGAGGGCUCCCUUCUAAUGUUAGUCAUGACACAUUGAAUGAAAUGUUUCAAAGGUUCGGUACUAUUCAAGAAAUAAAAUCUCCUAAAACUGGAGUCUAUUAUGUUCGUUUUGAACGACAAGAGAGUGUGGAGACAUCUUUUUUACUUACUGGCUUUAGAUUUAAAUAUCAUGAUCAAAACGAAAAUGAAGCUACCACAAUAGUUAUUGAUUAUGCAAUGAACCGUGACGAUCAAAAUGAAUUUGAAAAGAACCAACGUAAAAGAGAGCCCACACCUCCACGUGUUGAACCUUUUACGGCAACUGCAUUGUCAAAUAUAACUGAAAAGAUUAAAAGUGAGACAGAGUUUUCAACAGCUGCAUAUACUUUAGCAGUUUGGUUGGAACGAGGCGAGUGUAGCAAGAAGAAUGCAAAUGCGUUCUACUCACUUAUUCAAGCCAGCAACAAUCAAAUACGAAGAUUAUUUAAUGAGAAGAUGCAACUAGACGAAGAGUUCCUAAACAUGAAGAAUACUAUCAAGGACAAGUUUUCAAAUGUUGUGAUGCAAUUCGAGCAGGUAGCCAAAAUUUUGUCAGCGGCAAAACAUCAACGCGUGUCGGACCAUUUCACGAAACAGCAGCGUCGGAACGUCGAGAUGUGGCUCAAAAUGACAGAGGAGGUAGAAAAUAUAAAGGACGAAUUUAAUGCAAUCUUUGAAGAUGAAGAAGUAGAGAAGUUUGGAAAGAAUGUGGUGCCUAUGGAGCGAUAUGAAGAGUUGAAGAGAGAAAACGAAAAUUUAACAUACGAAUUAGAGGGUUACAAGAAUGAAGCACAUCUCGCAAAAGACGAAGCUGAAAGGAAAUUUGAGAAGUUCAAGGCUCAUUUUAUUGCUCAACAAGCUUUACAGAACAAACAGGUUUACCCGCCGUUACCAUCUCAUCAUAAUGUAGAACCGACAUUAAUAACACCUGCGAAGCCGUUACCACCACCACCAACGCCGGAUGACGACAAAAUUGUCGUAACUGGUCCGUCAGUUCCACCAUCUGAGGCUAAACUCAUAAGCAUAUUGACAGCAUUUCUGAUGGUCCAUCCGUUAGGAGCAUCAUUAGACUAUCUAGUUUCCUAUGUAAGGUCUAUGACUCCAAAUGUAACACAGGCUACUGUUCUGGCAACAUUACAAAAAUACGUAGACAUUUUUCAUUGUAAAACUACGGGUGUUGGUGCCUGUAUUGAGCAUCGAUGGUCUUUUAUAACUUUUGAAACAAUUAAACAAGAAAUGUAAUGUCAUGAUU